Messenger RNA from Thermothielavioides terrestris NRRL 8126, 1059 nucleotides. RefSeq lists its product as uncharacterized. Bases 1 to 1059 code for a protein of 352 amino acids. Lineage: Eukaryota; Fungi; Ascomycota; Sordariomycetes; Sordariales; Chaetomiaceae. The record is from RefSeq and is a predicted model, not a curated record. The transcript is spliced from 2 exons.
AUGGAGAAGUUCUCGCAGUUCCGCGACCGGGGCUCCGGCAUAUCCCCCUUCCUACCCGUGACGACUCCGUCCUCGCUGCCGGCCACCGCCCUCCACGCCGUCCUCUUCCUCCUCCGCCUGCCGUUCUUCCUCUGCCUCGCGACCGCCUACUUCCUCGUCCUGCAGCACCUGCCGCUGCCCGCCGUGGCGCGCAAGCUGCUGCUCUGGCUGCUGCUCGCCAUCCCCGGCGUCUGGUGGGUCGACCUGCAGCUGGACGGCGUGAAGCGCGGCUCGCUGAGCCAGCAGCCGCGCUCGCGCGUGCCGCACCCGGGCUCCGUCAUCGCCGCCAACUUCACCUCGCCCGUCGACGCCCUCUACCUCGCCGCCGUCUUCGACCCCAUCUUCGUCGCCUGCCACCCCACCUCCCGCAAGGUCCGCCGCAUCUCCCUGCUGGCCGCCAUCCUGGCCGCCCUCUCCCCGGCCGCGCAGCUGCUCCCAGCCUCAGCCCGCGAGUGGGAACACCAGCAGCAACAACAACAACAACAGCAGCAGGCUGCAGCAUCCGACCUGACCACCCUAGCCGCGCUGCAGGCCCGACACCCGGGGCGCGUGAUCGCGCUGUUCCCGGAGUGCGGCACGACCAACGGCCGCGGCGUGCUCCCCGCGAGCGCGGCGCUGCUGGGCGCGGCGCGCGGCGCCCCCGUGUUCCCCGUCAGCCUGCGCUACGCGCCGCCCGACGUGGCGACGCCCGUGCCCGGCUGGCGCGCCGCCGCCGCCUUCCUGUGGAAGCUGCUCGGCCGGCCGACGCACUGCGUCCGCGUGCGCAUCGCCGAGGCCGUCUUCAACACCGCCGGGGCGGCGAACGGGGUUUCGGAGGAAGCGGCGGCGCCGGCGGUGGCGGCGGAGACGCGGGCUGGUGGUGGUGAUGGGGAUGGCGGAGAUGAUGCGCUGACGGCGGAGGAGCAGAGGUUGCUGGACCGCGUGGCCGAGGCGCUGGCGCGGCUCGGGCGGGCCAAGAGGGUCGGGCUGACGCUGCAGGAUAAGAAAGCUUUUGUGGCUGCCUGGCCGAAGAAGCGGUGA